AUGAUCGAUGCAUGGCACUCUCAGUCUGCAUGGUCAGAGGUGCAAGAGGCUAUACGAAGUGUUAGGCAAGAUUUCGGGCUUGAAGUCUUCGUGCAUGCAAACGGCACGAAAGCCUACAGGAAAGCACUUGAUCUUAUUGAUGCUAAAGCGGAAGAAGUCCUCAUGGUUGCAGCACACGCCUACGAUCUGAGGGCGGCCAAGGAGGUGGGAAUGAAGACGAUCUACAUUCAUCGUUGGACGGACGAUAUCGAUGAAGACAUGGUUGAAGUCAAGAAUGAAUUCGACGUAUUCCUUGAGGGCAUGCAGAACUUGCCCGACGCUAUCAAGAAGGUGUCAGGCGGGAGCCAAGAGAUAUAG
This is a messenger RNA of Colletotrichum chrysophilum, 357 nucleotides long. RefSeq lists its product as uncharacterized. NCBI's taxonomy places the organism in Eukaryota, Fungi, Ascomycota, Sordariomycetes, Glomerellales, Glomerellaceae. The transcript has 2 exons. Bases 1 to 357 code for a protein of 118 amino acids. The record is from RefSeq and is a predicted model, not a curated record.